AUAACUUAGGUCGCAACCAAUCAGUACAACCCAAGAGAAUCUUCAAAUAGCACAGCCAAUCACAGUUCAGGGACCACCUCCUCCAAUGACGCCCACAACUGCGGGUGGUCUUCCUUGUUUAUGAAUCAGACAUUGUCUUGCGAUAAUACAAUCUGUUCGGCACUAGUUUGCUUUUGGAAAUAUGAUGUCACAGGUGGCUGAAUAAGGAGGAACUCGUCAACCACAUCGACCGAGUGAAAAUAUGGAGACCCUUAUCCCCAUCAUCAACCGGCUGCAAGAGGUCUUCCUGACAGUUGGCACUGAUGUCAUCCAGCUCCCUCAGAUAGUGGUGGUGGGAUCACAGAGCAGUGGAAAGAGCUCUGUGUUGGAGAGCCUGGUCGGUAGGGACUUCCUGCCCCGGGGGUCCGGGAUCGUGACGAGGCGGCCCCUGGUGCUGCAGCUGAUUAACGUGGCCCCGCUGGAGCAGAGGAGGCAGGCUGAGCACGAAAAUGGGAUUAAACAAAGUUCUCAGGACAGCUAUCCAGGUGUCAAGGCUGAGGAAUGGGGAACAUUCCUGCACUGCAAGGGCCAGGUCUUUUCAGAUUUCGCCGAAAUUCGUAGCGAAAUUGAAAAGGAGACUGAACGAAGCUCAGGUGACAAUAAGGGAAUCAGUCCUGAACCCAUCCAUUUGAAAAUCUUCUCGCCCAAAGUCCUGAAUCUGACGUUGGUCGAUUUACCCGGUAUAACUAAGGUCCCUGUAGGAGACCAACCGGAGGACAUUGAAGCUCAGGUGUACGAGAUGAUCCAGUCCUUCAUCUCCAACCCCAACUCCCUCAUCCUGGCCGUGUCGCCCGCCAACUCUGACCUGGCCACGUCGGAGGCCCUGAAGCUGGCCCGCGACGUGGACCCAGAAGGCCGCCGGACGCUGCUGGUGGUCAGCAAGCUGGACCUGAUGGACGCCGGGACGGACGCCCUGGAGGUCCUGCUGGGACGGGUCAUCCCCGUCAGGCUGGGCAUCAUCGGGGUCGUAAACAGGAGCCAACAUGACAUCAACACCCAGAAGAGCCUGGAGGACUCCCUGCGGGGUGAGCAGGCCUUCCUGCAGCGGCACUACCCCUCACUGGCCGCCCGCUGCGGCUCGCGCUACCUGGCCCGCACGCUGAGCCGGCUGCUGAUGCACCACAUCCGCGACUGCCUGCCGGAGCUGAAGAGCCGCGUGACGGCGCUGAGCGGGCAGUACCAGGCGCGGCUCAGUGGCUACGGCCAGCCGGUGGAGGACCACAGCGCCACCCUGCUGCAGAUCGUCACCAAGUUCGCCAGUGACUACUGCAACACCAUCGAGGGCACGCCGCGCUACAUCCAGACCACCGAGCUCUGUGGGGGAGCUCGCAUCUGCUACAUCUUCCAUGAGACCUUCGGCCGGACGCUGCAGUCAAUCGACCCCCUUGGGGGCUUGACUGAGCUGGACAUCCUCACCGCCAUCCGCAACGCCACCGGUCCGCGGCCAGCGCUCUUCGUGCCUGAGAUCUCCUUUGAGCUGCUGGUGAAGCGACAGAUCAAGAGGCUGGAGGAGCCCAGCCUGCGCUGCGUGGAGCUGGUCCACGAGGAGCUGCAGAGGAUCAUCCAGCACUGCUCCUCCUACAGCACACAGGAGCUGCUGCGUUUCCCCAAGCUGCACGACUCCAUCGUGGAGGUGGUGACGGCCCUGCUGAGGAAGCGCCUGCCCGUCACUAAUGAAAUGGUCCAUCACUUGGUUGCCAUAGAGCUGGCGUACAUCAACACCAAGCACCCUGACUUCAGCGACGCCGCGCAGGUCUCCGCCUCCGUCAACAGUCAGCAGGCCGAGGGUCUUGACGGAGGCAAGCGCUGGAAGGACGACCGGGCGGUGGAGGAGAGAGCCCCUUCCUCCGGGUUUGGCAGCCCCAGUAAGGGCCAAGCUAUUAACCUCCUAGACACGGCCCUGCCCCCCUCCCGCAGGCUGACCACCAGGGAGCAGAGGGACUGUGAGGUCAUCCAGCGAUUGAUCAAGUCCUACUUUCUCAUCGUGCGCAAAAGCAUCCAAGACAGCGUGCCCAAGGCGGUGAUGCACUUCCUGGUGAACUUUGUGAAGGAGCGUCUGCAGAGCGAGCUGGUGGGACAGCUCUACAAGCAGACCCUGAUGCACCAGCUGCUGGUGGAGUCCGCCGACACGGCCCAGCAGCGGGACGAGGUGGCCCACAUGCUGGAGGCACUUCAAAAAGCCAACAACAUCAUCUCUGAAAUCCGGGAGACACAUCUGUGGUAGCCCUCAGGAGACAGUGUGUGUGUGUGUGUGUGUGUGUGUGUGUGUGUGUGUGUGUGUGUGUGUGUGUGUGUGUGUGUGUGUGUGUGUGUGUGUGUGUGUGUGUGUGUGUGUGUGUGUGUGUGUGUGUGUGUGUGUGUGUUCUGUCAUGGACUAAUGGCCGAUGCGCGUACAGAGUUUAUGUUUCCCUCCUGCCAGCUGUUGCCGGGUCCUCUUGUCACACGGUGGAUUCCUUGUUGUCAUGGAGACCCUCAGUAACGAGGCGCUGCCCUGUGCCGCCGUCUCUUGUUCUGAGGAGUCUUUCAUUAUGCUGCCAAAAGCCCAAAUAAUUUGUGCGUUCCGAGGAUGACCCUCUGAGGACGUCGCUAGCGAUGUCGCGUUAAUUACGGAGUGGGGGAAUCAUCCCUGUGUCGGGUCGGAGAAAAUCAGUGUCAGAAAGAGUGUGCAGCUGAGUGUUUCUUUAUUGGAGGUGCUUGGGAUCAUGAUGUCUUCUGGACGGAGACUUGGGGAGAACGCCCCAGAGAGAGAGAGCAGCGCGGUACCAGCCGCUCCCCGAGGGACUGGAAGGAAGACCGCCGCAAUCGAUUUCUGUCAUCAGUUUUCCGCCAAGGAGCGACCCAGCGAGAGACUCUCUGAGCCCUGUCAUUACAACCCAAAUCAGGUUUCUUCUUCCCCACUUGUCUGAAUAGCCUCCGCUCUGGUCCGCCAGUGUCGCAUUGUCCUCGCAGAUUAGUGCGCAGCCUAAUAUUUGAACGAGGUGAUUAAACUCGCCCACGGGGGUAACGUGUGUGUGUGUGUGUGUGUGUGUGUGUGUGUGUGUGUGUGUGUGUGUGUGUGUGUGUGUGUGUGUGUGUGUGUGUGUGUGUGUGUGUGUGUGUGUGUGUGUGUGUGUGUGUGUGCGUGCCUGCCUGCCAGUCUGCUCACAAGCAGGAAUUAAAAGUGGUAUGAUGGUAGUGGGUAACUUGCACAUAAAAAGCAAUUCUAUUACAGGAGUGAUACUCGGGUGUGUGUGUGUGUGUGUGUGUGUGUGUGUGUGCGCGCUGCUCUCAGCCAACGUCCCGGACUUCAGUGAACACAUUAUUUUCCGGUUCCAUUACCCGACCUUUCCUCCCUCGCCCCUUGCCCGCUCCCUCGCCGUGUCCUUCCUGGGACCCAGGGGGGGGGCUGGAGGAAACGCUCCUGUGAUUGACUGUUCCAGUGGCCCUGAGCGGCAGAGAGACUCUGUCCCCGAUCCACCUCCUGCACGCUCCCUCACGUCUCCAACUCCACUCCCCUCUCAUGGCAAUCCUAACCUUUAAUUCAAAUGCGAUUGCAGCUGGCUGGGGCGCUCGUUCCUGUGGCUCGGUGUAUCGUAGCGUGAGGGGUCUGCUCUCGAUGACUGUGCCUCUCCGUCCCUCUGGCUUUCAGGUAGCAACAAGGGGGGUCUCUGUGGGUUGGCAGCCGCAUUCGGCCUCAGUCAUUUUGUUCUAAUAAGCAAAAGCAGGGUUUGAGAACCCAUCCCACGUCAAGGAGAGACUGGCCCUAACAAGACCGCGGCGGCGUCGCUGGCUGGUCUGGGAUCACCGCCCCCCCCCCCCUGGCGCAACACCAUCCAGCUGGCCUGGGGUUCAGCCCAACGUGUGUGUGUGAGUGCAUGUGAUGUGUUUGUGCAUGUGAGGAUGUGUGUGUGUGUUAACCGUGUACCUGUUAUGUUAUUUAAAUGACGCCUGUCACUUUGUCAACUGCCUGAAAAGUUCUUGCCUGCCAAUAUUUGUGAAAUGUGUCUGAGGACGGAGGGGCCCUCAGGGGAGGAGGAGGACCUCAAUAAAUAGU
Messenger RNA from Gadus chalcogrammus (walleye pollock), 4072 nucleotides. RefSeq names its product dynamin-1-like protein. Gene Ontology annotation, biological process: mitochondrial fission. Gene Ontology annotation, molecular function: GTP binding; microtubule binding; GTPase activity. Gene Ontology annotation, cellular component: mitochondrion; cytoplasm; microtubule. The transcript is spliced from 18 exons. Bases 242 to 2263 code for a protein of 673 amino acids. Lineage: Eukaryota; Metazoa; Chordata; Actinopteri; Gadiformes; Gadidae. The record is from RefSeq and is a predicted model, not a curated record.